Fomitopsis serialis is the source of this 1329-nucleotide messenger RNA. Its product is annotated as glutathione synthase. The transcript is spliced from 5 exons. NCBI's taxonomy places the organism in Eukaryota, Fungi, Basidiomycota, Agaricomycetes, Polyporales, Fomitopsidaceae. Bases 1 to 1329 code for a protein of 442 amino acids. Gene Ontology annotation, molecular function: glutathione binding; ATP binding; glutathione synthase activity. Gene Ontology annotation, cellular component: cytosol. The record is from RefSeq and is a predicted model, not a curated record. Gene Ontology annotation, biological process: glutathione biosynthetic process.
AUGGACGAAGAGUUCCUCGAUCGCGUCAUGGGAGAGGUGGAGGGCGUAGGAAAGGUGGAUGAGUUUACUGGACAGCUCUGGCGGCGCUGGAGGAGACUACGAGAUGAGAAUGUUGCUCGGCCCCUGCAACUAGGUCUCUUCAGAUCAGACUAUCUCGUACACGCUCCCGACAGCGGCGAGCCCACCUCUCUGAGACAAGUCGAGUUCAACACCAUAUCAUCGUCCUUCGGCACACUAUCAGAACGAUCCGCUAACUUACACAAAUAUUUAUACAAAUCGACGCAAUACUAUGGAGUUUCCCCAUAUCUCCAGGAGGAGCGCUUCCCCACUAACAACACCACGGCGGGACUAGCUGAAGGACUUUCCGACGCGCAUAAGGCGUACGGUGUCCCCGAUGCCCGGAUUCUGUUCGUGGUUCAAGAGAACGAGCGAAACGUCUUUGAUCAGCGGUGGAUCGAGUAUGAUCUACUGGAUAAGCAUGGUAUUCACAUAGUACGGCAGACUUUCCGCCAGCUCGGCCAGUCAGCAACGGUCGACCGUGCGACCCACGUACUUCGCAUAACAUUACCGUCCGGACUUCUCUCAGACGGUUCCACAUCGGUCGAGAUCUCGACAGUCUACUUCAGAGCUGGUUACACACCCGCAGACUAUCUGACCCACGCAUUCUACGACACGCGAUACCUGCUGGAAAGUUCGUGCGCGAUCCAGUGCCCAUCCAUCCAGCUGCAACUCGCCGGCGGAAAGAAGGUGCAGCAGGUGCUGACCAACGCAGGCGUGCUCGAGAGCUUCCUCAGCGACUCGUCCCGUUGGGGCGCAGACGUGUUCGCUCAGGCCGAGCUGGAUGAGCUGCGGUCAAGCUGGAUGGACAUGUGGGGCUUGGACGAGGACGUGCCCGGCGCGGACCCCACGACGGACCCGACGAACGAGUGCUCUGGUGUGCGGAGGGCUCGCGAGCGCUCGGCGAAGCUGGUGCUGAAGCCGCAGCGCGAGGGCGGCGGGAACAACGUAUACAAGGAGGCGAUCCCGACGUUCCUCGACAGCCUGCCCGUGAAAGAGCGCGAGGCGUGGAUCGCGAUGGAACUGAUCGCGGCGCCGGAGGGGCUGGGGAACUACCUCGUGCGGGCGGGCGGCGGUACCGAGGGCGCCGUGAAGGCGGAGGUCGUCAGCGAGCUGGGCAUAUUUGGGUGGGCGCUAUUCGGUGGCCCAGACAAGUGGGUGAAGGAGAAGGAGGUUGGGUGGUUGGUGCGGACGAAAGGCAAGGAUAGCAACGAGGGUGGUGUGGCAGCUGGGUUCUCGGUGCUCGACUCGGUGCUUCUCGUCGACGAGUGA